CUGUGUUCAGAUGUGUUGGUGAUGGUGCUGCUGCCGGUGCUCAGAGCCCAGGAGGGGCCUCCUGCCCCCCCGUGUCCCACUUCCUGUCUGCUCUGCUCCCAGGAGGCUGUCAUCUGCCAAAGACUCUCUCAGAUUAUUGAGGCUCCCGGUUCGACACAGGCCCUGCUCCUUACUGAGGGCUCCAUCUCCAGGGUCCAGACCUCCUCGCUGUCCGACCUCUCCAACAUCACCGUUCUAGGUCUGAGUCAGAACCGGAUCUCAGAGCUGGGUCAGGAGGCCUUCAGGAACCUGCCCUUCCUCCAGACCCUACUGCUGGACCACAACCUCCUGACCGGCCCGGCCCUGGAGGGGGGGGCUCUGAAAGGCCUAUCCCAGCUGGAGGUGCUCGCCCUGGGCCACAACCUCCUCAGCAUGAUCCAGGCUGAUUGGUUUAAAGGCACAGAGGCUCUUAUCAGUCUGAAACUGGAGGGAAACCUGCUCAGGAAUGUGGACUCUGGCUCGUUCCCCCUGAAUGGCCUUCGAGAUCUGGAGACUCUGGAUCUGUCAGAUAAUCUGAUCGAUCGUCUGGAUGAAAACAGUUUCAAUGGCCUGGUGAGUCUCCGGACUCUGGACCUCUCCAGGAACCGCCUGAGUUCUGCCCCCGCCGAGGCCUUUUCCUACCUGAGCUGGCUGGGAAACUUAAACCUGGACCUAAACUCCUGGAACUGCUCCUGCGAGCUGCUGGAGCUGGUGGAGCUCCUGUCCACCUUCAUCCAGCAACCCGACAAGGUGCCAGAGCUGUCGUGA
Menidia menidia (Atlantic silverside) is the source of this 786-nucleotide messenger RNA. NCBI's taxonomy places the organism in Eukaryota, Metazoa, Chordata, Actinopteri, Atheriniformes, Atherinopsidae. The record is from the annotation of a GenBank genome assembly.